Ochlerotatus camptorhynchus is the source of this 3623-nucleotide messenger RNA. It is a transcript of the gene SPR, whose product is annotated as Sex peptide receptor. The record is from RefSeq and is a predicted model, not a curated record. Gene Ontology annotation, molecular function: G protein-coupled peptide receptor activity. Gene Ontology annotation, biological process: G protein-coupled receptor signaling pathway. The coding region runs from base 1258 to 2814 and encodes 518 amino acids. Lineage: Eukaryota; Metazoa; Arthropoda; Insecta; Diptera; Culicidae. The transcript is spliced from 6 exons. Gene Ontology annotation, cellular component: membrane.
UUGGUCCGGAACUGUGCCCGCAACUAGUCACAUUCGAAGUUUUGCUCCCGCUUUCUUCCGAAAGAAAGAUUUCUGAGUGUUGGCUUGGAUAAACCGUUAAAACGAUUGUCGCUAGAAAAAAGAAAAUCAACAUCGCAGAAACGUCGUUAGCUAGCGUUGUAUGAUCUUGGAUAGAUGCAAUCAUUUUGUCAUUCCCUGGAAUAGGACAAGUGAAAGGAAAGAAGAUAAGUUGAGCAGAAUGAACUUCUGACUUGACUGAAAAAAAAGACGCCAACCGAGAAUAAUUUGCAAGCUGGUUAUUGGAGUAAAUAAAGUUAAUAUGAAUUAUACGGAAGCGAAUCUCUGCCAAUAUUGAAACAAGCAGGAAAAUGUGAUUAAAGUGGUGCUAAAUAUAAGACCUAUGUAAACAAAAGGGAACUGCAUUAUAAAUUUAGUGAUUGUUGAAUAAAAGCGCAUACAAUAGAAUGGAUCCUCGUUAAUAGUUGAAACUUUCCACUUUAUCACCAAGGGGAUACCUAAAGUGAAUGGAAGCACAAUACAUGAAAUUAUGCUCUUUUGCUACACUCCCACUACGCGGUGCAUAAAAACAUAUUAGUGUAAAUUAUCUGUUCAUUCAACGCUUCUCCUCGGCGACGACGUGCUAGCAAAAGGAGGUGGAACAUAGCUCUACUGAUGAGAAAUAGAGAGAAAUCCUUUGCAACCAACAAAAAGCCACCAACGAAAGGAUUACUCGGAAGCUGAUUCUUCCUUCUAACGCGGUUCUUGGAGGACGGGCUGCGGUGUCACCGACUAGGGACGGUUCCGUAAUUUAGACUUUUUGUUUGUCCCUCAUUUCAACGGAUGGUGCUACUGCUUACUUUCUGAUGGUAGACGAGUGAGAAUUAAUCCCUCAUUUCGGUACGAAUGUUCCGCUGAAUCAUACAAAAACCGACACAACAGGAACGAAACUGUGUGGAUGUGUGUUCUACUUGUUGCUUGAAGAAGUGCCGACCACUGGAAUGUAGGUGAAAACAUACCGCUGUGGGAUCACACAAGUAAGGAAACAGUGUGAUAGUACCAAGUGAAUAUGAAAAGUUAACAAUUGUCGACGGAACGAAGGAACAGGAUACCUUAAGGUGUUUCAUAUAACAGAAGGAUUUUAUAAACACACAGAAAAUUCAAGGACGAGAAAAAAUGCUGCCAGUCGUAGACGACUACGAGUGAGCUGCCAGAAGCUUCCAACUAUGAGAAAACUAGAUUUACUGUAAAGGAAAAUUUAUGGUAGCAUCAUGUCCCACGACUGAAAUAAUCAAUAUGUCAAUUGAUGCUGCUGUAGCUGCUAGUGCUGGUGAUGCCUCUAAUGUCUUCAGUCGAUUAUCGUCUUCCGUUUCUGGAGCCGGAGCAGGUUCAGCACUUGCCACAAAUGGAGGUGGUGGAGGCGAGCGAAAGCUGCAUUACUUCGACGGCAGCGAAGAUGACACCACGGCAACUAAACAACAAUUUUACAGCCUCCAACACCAACAGAGGGCACUCUCGUUUGGAGAAAAUAUCACAACCUCCACAAUGUACUCCUCACUGGAUCCUGGCAUUUACAAUCCGGUAGAGGCGGAAAAUGAGACUGACUUUUACUACAUCAAUGGACCAGGCGCUUACGGUGGCUAUGCAGGAAGCCACAAUGGCACACUACCGUACGCAGAUGAUUACUAUCAAGGCUGUAUGGGAAUAGACGGUAACGUUUCCUAUCUGAACGUGUCGUGCGAAACGAUCCUCAACUACAGCAUACCACUGUACGGCUACUGUACACCCAUCUUCAUCCUAAUUACACUGACUGCCAACUCGCUGAUCGUGAUUGUCCUCAGCAAACGCAGCAUGGCGUCGCCAACCAACUUCGUGUUGAUGGCGAUGGCUCUUUGCGACAUGUUUACCCUGCUUUUCCCGGCGCCCGGCUUGCUGUACAUGUACACGUUUGGCAAUCACUACAAACCAUUAUCGCCGAUUGCCGCCUGCUACGUGUGGAACGCGUUGAACGAGCUUCUACCGGCAAUGUUCCAUACAGCUUCAGUCUGGUUAACGUUGGCACUAGCCGUACAAAGGUACGUGUAUGUUUGCCAUGCUCCCAUCGCCAGAACGUGGUGUACAAUUCCCCGGGUGAAAAAGUGUAUCGCCUACAUCUGUAUAGCAGCCCUAAUUCAUCAGAGCACCAGAUUUUUCGAUAAGUCCUACAGUCUGGUGACAAUCGAGUGGAACGGCCAUUCGACGGAGGUAUGCCACAUAGAGACCUCUAGCUGGGUGCACGACUACGUGGGCGAGGAUGUGUACUACACCUUCUACUUCUCGUUCCGGAUAUUGUUCGUGCAUCUUAUACCGUGUGGGAGUUUAGUUGCCCUCAACGUGCUCCUUUUCAAGGCAAUGCGCCAAGCGCAACAGAAACGCGAGCGCCUCUUUAAAGAUACGGCCAAAAAGCGGGAAUGCAAACGGGUCCGGGACUCCAACUGCACCACGCUGAUGCUGAUAGUCGUGGUAACGGUUUUCCUUGUCGUGGAAAUACCACUUGCUGUGAUUACGGCCUUACACAUCAUCUCCUCGCUUAUUUACGAGUUCCUUAACUACUACAUAGCCAAUCUAUUCAUUUUGUUUGCAAACUUUUUCCUCAUCGUUAGCUAUCCAAUCAAUUUUGCAAUUUACUGCGGGAUGUCGCGCCAGUUCCGAGAGACGUUCAAGGAAAUUUUUGUUAAAUCAAGCAAACAGAUACCUGGUGGAAAGAAAGACUGUGGUUCUUCGCGUUAUUCGCUAGUUAACGGACCAAGAACGUUCACCAACGAAACGGUGCUGUAAUAGACGUAGCGGCGUUAACACUUUAUCAACAACUAACGAAACGUUAUAAUACAGAUUCAUGACUUAUGCAACGGUAAUACACGAUUAAGGAGUGCUUUUAAUUUUGAACAAUUAAUGAUUCGCAGCACUACGCGAAGUAAACAAAGAAGGUUAAUUUAGGGAAGUUGCAAGGCAAAUAAUUAGCUUAUUCUUCGGACUCACUCUGUUCGCACAAGUGCUACCCAUGUAUGAUUACAUAUCAGUCACAUUUGUAAAACGUUUAUUGAGAAAAUGACGGAAAAAUUUAAAAUAAAAAAAAAUUAUGUAUAAUGUUGCAUUUCCUUACCGUUUUUGGCUUAUCAGGCAUCGAUAAACCGCUGAACCCAUCCCGGUAAUUCCUGGGAAUCGUAAAAAAAAAAUAUUUUUUAUGUGUCCAAAAAGGUUCAACAGAUUUUUUUUACUUUCUUAAGUUUAUUCAAUCUGCCCUUGGAAAUUUCUUAAAACUUUCCUCUGGAAUUUUCAUCCACCGUUAGUUAUUUUCUGAUUCCUCCCGGAAAAUUAUUUCGGCUUCCCUCAAAAGUUUCUUCUUUCUUCGCUCGAAAGGUGCUUCGGUCUUCUCCCGCCAGUUUUUUCAACCUCCCACGGAAUAUUUUUCGACUUCCACCAGAAAUCUCUUUCUUCCGGAUUUUUUUUCCUAACUUCUUUCGACUGUCCCGAAAAUCUUCUGGCUUCCACCGGGUUUUCCAGCGCCUCCGGGAAGCUUCUUCCGUCUUCUCUAGGAAGUUCCUUUAAACCUCAAUCGGAAGUAUCUAUCGAAUUCUCCCAGAAGU